Molecule: messenger RNA, 1168 nt
Organism: Impatiens glandulifera
Lineage: Eukaryota; Viridiplantae; Streptophyta; Magnoliopsida; Ericales; Balsaminaceae
Exons: 8
Coding region: 187-972 (261 amino acids)
Molecular function (GO): nucleic acid binding
Source: RefSeq, a predicted model, not a curated record
UUAAUUUGAUCCUACGGUGAAUAUUUCAUGAAUUGUGUCCGGAAAGAGUAAAAGCUUUGACCUUUGCAAAAGGGGGAGAUAGAUAGAAGCUGGGGCACCGUCAGGAUAAGGAGGGGCAUAUUCCUCGGUAUAAUCCUCAAUACAAAGAACUGCAAACACCAGUCUGUUUUCGAUUACCAUUCAAUCAUGGCGACCCCAGAUGUUCUGAUUAGGGAGCACGAUUUGCUUUCCUCAUCGCCUCUCUUUGACCUUCCGAAAGGAGACAAAGCCAAAUCUCGAGGAUAUGCUAUAGAGCAAAAGAUUGAGCAGCUUGAGAACUUGGCUGGAAAUGUAAGGAACCGUAGAUCACGCAGAUGGUUAAAUGAUCGUUUAUUGAUGGAGCUUGUUCCUCGGCUAAAUGCUGAAGAAAUAAGGGGAUUGUUUGCUCCGCCACCUUGGGGCGAUGAAGUUCCACCAUCAUCAUUUAGCAUGACAAAUGGGGAGGAAUGGGACAGAUUUAGACAUACAGAUAUGGACAAAGAGGCAAUCACCAUCAAAGCAUUUGAAAGUUCCAUUUCUAAGAAGAAUGGUCAAAUGGAUUCUGAUAAGAUGGCUGUUUUGAAUGCCUGGCACAGGGUGGGUGUUCGAACUAGAGAAGCACUUCGUCGUAGCUUUCAGUCCGACUCCCUUAAAGUAUACGAGGAAAAAGUGCGAACAUUUGUGACAGAUGAUAAUGAUGGAGAUGGAGAUGUGCUUGUGAUGAAUGUUCAAGAUCCAUUCCAGAGGUUGUUGCUGCAUGGUGUUUGUGAGUUCUACAAUGUGGUUUCGAUGACAACUACUGAGUCGAAGGAGGGGAAGGACGGGUUGAAGAUGACAAGGAUAAAGAAGAAGAAAGUGAAUCGUGCUGAGGUCCCAAAUAUAUCGCUUUGCGAAUUCCUGAAAAUGGCUAAAGGCGGUUUUGGUGAAAUUCCCAGUAGAGUGGAUUAUAUUUGAUUUGAUUUGAUUUGAUUCAACUGUAAAAUAAGACAACCUAUGGUAUGGUUGGUGGUGAUAAUUAAGGAUCUCAAUGCAAAGCUUAAUUAACAAUCAUAACAGUAUCCAGUAGUAUUAAUUUUCUCUAGCUUCAGAGUGAUUUAAGGUUGUACUUUGUACAUACAUUAUUAUAUAAAUGUUUAGUUGUUUUCAUUUA